AUGUCCUUCUACUUCUCGGAUACGGCGGUGCUGCUCUUUGACUUUUGGAGUGUCCACACCCCCACAGGGAUGGCGCUCUCAGUGCUGGUGAUCCUGCUGCUCUCCAUGCUCUAUGAAGCCGUCAAGAUGGGCAAGGCCGUGCUGCUGCGGAGGGCGCUGCUGGCUCUGCCCCGCAGCCUCAGCCAGGAGGCGCUGGCGGAGCCGGAGGAGGCGAGCACCGGCCCCGUGCAGGGCAGCUGGUUUCGGUACCAUGUCAGCCAGACGCUGUUCCACGUGGUGCAGGUGGUGCUGGGCUACAUGGUGAUGCUGGCCGUCAUGUCCUACAACGCCUGGAUCUUCCUGGGGGCCAUCGUGGGCUCCACGCUGGGCUACUUCGUGGUGUACCCCCUGCUGGGUCGGGGCUAG
Molecule: messenger RNA, 405 nt
Organism: Mesitornis unicolor (brown roatelo)
Lineage: Eukaryota; Metazoa; Chordata; Aves; Mesitornithiformes; Mesitornithidae
Gene: SLC31A2
Product: solute carrier family 31 (copper transporter), member 2
Exons: 3
Coding region: 1-405 (134 amino acids)
Biological process (GO): copper ion transmembrane transport
Cellular component (GO): membrane
Molecular function (GO): copper ion transmembrane transporter activity
Source: RefSeq, a predicted model, not a curated record